Physcomitrium patens is the source of this 1972-nucleotide messenger RNA. RefSeq names its product putative sphingolipid transporter spinster homolog 2. Gene Ontology annotation, molecular function: transmembrane transporter activity. Gene Ontology annotation, cellular component: membrane. NCBI's taxonomy places the organism in Eukaryota, Viridiplantae, Streptophyta, Bryopsida, Funariales, Funariaceae. Gene Ontology annotation, biological process: transmembrane transport. The record is from RefSeq and is a predicted model, not a curated record.
CGAAGUGUGCUCCAGUGAAGACGAGAGCUCGAAUUUUGCAGAGCGAAGGGCAAGCAAGCAAGCAAAGCAAAGCAAAGCACAAGGGGAAAGUGGGGGGAUGGCAGGGACUCAGCUCGAUGAUGGUGGCCUCCGGGGCCACCAUCAACCCUCUUGGUUUACGCCUCGCAGACUCCUGGUUCUGUUUUGCUGGAUUAAUCUGCUGAAUUAUUUGGACCGUGGGACGAUUGCGAGCAAUGGAGUCAAUGGAGUGCCCGGAGAUGCAGGGUGUCGGAAAGAUGAGACUUGCUAUCAUGGCUCUGGGAUCCAGGGCGAUUUUGGGUUGACUUACUUUCAAGAUGGGAUUCUAUCGUCUGCAUUUAUGGUUGGGCUUCUAGUAGCGUCCCCCUUUUUCGCUCACCUGUCGAAGAAGCUAAAUCCUUUUCGUCUGAUUGGAGUUGGUCUUUCAGUAUGGGUGCUUGCGACAGCAGGGUGUGGCUUUUCCGUAGGGUUUUGGUCUAUCACGUUUUCCCGCAUGUUGGUAGGAGUGGGAGAGGCGUCCUUUGUCAGCUUGGCUGCUCCCUACAUACUUGAUGUUGCUCCACCUUCACAGAGUUCUUCCUGGAUCUCAAUUUUCUAUAUGUUCAUACCGGUGGGUGUUGCCUUGGGGUACGUCUACGGAGGAGUGGUAGGAGGAACAUUGGGGUGGCGAGCUGCAUUUUGGAUUGAGAGUUUACUUAUGCUCCCCCUUGCAAUCUUUGGUUUUGUUUCCGACCGUGUCUACCUGAAAGGAAAUCUGGAAAAGCUUCAAGCAAUUCCUCAGUCUGACGCAGAAGAUCAGCAUUCUCACACAGAAGACGUGGUGCCUUCGGAUCCGCAUGAAUCCCUCGUGUCAGGUAGUAUCCUGACUGAUAUCAAGGAGCUGGCGUAUUGUCAGCCCUACGUCACGAACGUCGUAGGUUACAUUGUGUAUAACUUCGUUCUCGGUGCAUAUGCAUAUUGGGGUCCCAAAGCAGGUCUAGCAAUAUUCCAAAUGGGAAAUGCAGAUGAGAUAUUUGGAGGGGUGACCAUACUAUCUGGUAUUGUGGGGACUAUUUGUGGCGGUCUUUUCUUGGACUAUAUAGGAGCCUCUCUUCGGAAUUCAUUCAAGUUGCUUGCAGUGGCGACAGCCGUGGGAGCCACUGGUUGCUUUUUGGCCUUCCUGUCACACAGCUUAACUGCAUUCAUUCUUCUCUUUGCAGUUGGCGAAUUUUUCCUCUUUUCAACUCAGGGACCUGUAAAUAGCCUCUCCCUCAUGAGCGUUAAUCCUAGUCUUCAGGCAUUAGCCAUGGCCAUGUCUACGGUUUGCAUACAUGUUUUUGGAGAUGUGCCGUCAGCUCCUCUUGUAGGCUUCUUUCAGGAUUGGGUUCAAAAUUGGCGCUUGACGUGCCUCAUUUUAACAUCCAUAUUUUACCUAGCUGCUGCCAUUUGGGCAGUUGGGAUGUUUUUCUUUGCUGUGGAUGGGGAGACGACUGGCACCAAGAACUCUUCAGAAGCGCGGCUGCUGACAUCGGAAUGAUGGAACUGUUGUAAUAUAGCGUUCAUACAUGUACACUUGCCUUGAUUUCUCUAUGUGUAGCUGUUGAAUUAUAAUUCUUCUCCGAAGAGGUAAUGGUUUCAGGAAUAAUUUGAUUAGGUCAGAUUUCUUUUGGCCAUCCUCAAGGAGGAUUCGACCAAUCAGUGAAUAUGGUGUUGCCCAAGGAUCGUGUAGUGCAGGAAUAGCUCACGCUGAAUUCUUGGGAUAUGAGAUAAACAAAAAUUCAUUGCCUGCUGAUUUCUAGGAACAGUAGGCACCUAGAAUCUUGAAAUUGGGAAGAAGUUUCAGGAAAGCGACCAUAGCAGAGCACCUGAGAUUACCCAAACCACCACCAGCCUGAAGUUAUGAAUUCUUGUUCGAGAAUUAAUAAGGUUUGAUAAGUAGAUUAAAUGCCAAUCAACUCGGGUUACACUGUUUCAA